GAGCUCCAUAAUUCAAUUGAAGUUAACUUCCUCGACCGAUUACGAUAGUCUUCAGGUUUCUUCUUAACCUCAACACUUUGACUUUCUUCUCUUCCUAGUUCUGUCUUUACUUAAGCACAAACUUCAUUCCAACGAAAGGGUGUAUCAAAAGCAUGUGGAAAUAAAGAGUAACUAAACUGACUUUCAUUUACUUAAAUCAAACUGGAUAUUUAAUUUACUAAUUGAGUUAAGUUAAUUAAAUUUUGUUAGCAUUACAAAGAAAAUUAACUAAUAAAUAAAUCGAUAGACGGCACCACAUCAAGAGAUCAGAUGUUUGUGCAUCAAAUUACUGUAAAUAAAGCAAAACAAUGUCUGGUGUAAAGAAAAUUGUUUAGGCUACUUUUUCAUAAUUAAAUAUCAAAAAACCUUGUGUUCAUCUUUAAUUAGUUCAAUCUUGAUUCUUGUUAUACUCAUAUUGAUUCGUCAACGUUCUAGUGAUUAUCUUUGAAAUUGUUUCUCUUUUCAUGUCAAUUGAUUAUUGGAUCGAAAAAAGUUUAAUACUGUAUCGAUCAAUAAUUUUUGUUUUCCAUUUGCGAAAUCAUGUCUGACUUAACUAAAGAAGAAAUAUCUCGUUAUAGUCGCCAAUUAUUACUUCCUGAAAUUGGAAAGGAAGGCCAGGUUAAACUUAAAUCAGCGUCCGUUUUAAUUGUUGGCUGUGGUGGUCUUGGUUGUCCUUGUGCCGUUCAUCUUGCUGCUUCUGGUAUUGGUAAAAUUGGUUUAGUUGAUCAUGACAAAGUUGAACUUUCUAACCUUCAUCGACAAUUUCUUCACACUGAAUCAAGAGUGGGAACAUCUAAAGCUAAUUCUAUCAAGGAAUCUUUGAAUCAAUUGAACUCAGAUGUUGAUUAUGUUGUUUAUGACACAAAAUUUAAUAAGACAAAUGCUGUUGACAUUAUCAAAGAGUAUGAUGUUAUUGUUGAUGCGACUGAUAAUGCACCAACUAGGUACCUGAUAAAUGAUGCCUCUGUUGUAUCUGGAAAACCAUUAGUUUCUGGAGCUGCUUUACGGUUCGAAGGACAGUUAACUAUUUACCAUUACAAUAAAGAAACACCAUGUUAUCGUUGUCUUUUCCCUAAGCCACCUGUACCUGGGACAGUUACCAAUUGUAGUGACGGAGGUGUUCUUGGAGUUAUCCCUGGAAUCAUAGGUUCUCUACAAGCCUUGGAAGUAAUCAAAAUUAUUACUGGAUUGGAACCCUCUUAUGCAGGAAAAAUGCUUCUUUUUGAUGGUUUAGCAGGAUCUUUCAGAACUGUAACAAUUAGAGGAAGAUCUAAGGAUUGUGCAGUUUGUGGUGACUCGCCCUCAAUCGGGCACCAAUUGGUUGACUACGAAGCUUUUUGUGGUACACCUAUGUGUGAAGAAAAUAAAAGUUUGAAAAUUCUUGCUCCUGAAGAAAGAUUGACGUGUUCUGAAUACAAGGAAUCAGUCGUUGACAAAGAUGUUCCUCAUUUAUUGAUUGAUGUUCGCCCAGCAGUUCAAGCAUCCGUCUUCAAAUUGAAUCAUGCUUACAACAUUCCACUUUCUAAGAUUACAAAUAAUGAUGGAAUGAAUAAUCUUAAGGAAAUGAUUGAAGAUAAGAAGGUUAAUAAAGUGUAUUUUAUUUGUCGAAGGGGUAAUGCCUCUCAAAAAGCAUGUCGAUUCACAAAGGAAAAUUUAACUGACAUCGAUAACAUUGAAUUCAAAGAUAUAAUUGGUGGUAUGACAUCUUGGGCCAAAGAAAUCGACACCGAAACUCCUAUUUUCUGAUCUCGUUAACCACAAACAUCACGAACAUUCAAUUGUAUAAUGUUGUCAGAAAAUGCUGUUCUUUGUAAACUAGUCUUUACGAUGUACAGACAGACCUGAAGUGGCAUUUCCGAUGAGUAUCAUGUCCAAGAUACUUAUAAUAAAGGCUAUCUUAUAUUCAAA
This is a messenger RNA of Tetranychus urticae (two-spotted spider mite), 1947 nucleotides long. It is a transcript of the gene Uba4, whose product is annotated as Ubiquitin-like activating enzyme 4. The record is from RefSeq and is a predicted model, not a curated record. Gene Ontology annotation, cellular component: cytosol; cytoplasm. Gene Ontology annotation, molecular function: URM1 activating enzyme activity; adenylyltransferase activity; thiosulfate-cyanide sulfurtransferase activity. Lineage: Eukaryota; Metazoa; Arthropoda; Arachnida; Trombidiformes; Tetranychidae. Gene Ontology annotation, biological process: tRNA wobble position uridine thiolation; protein urmylation.